Molecule: messenger RNA, 2919 nt
Organism: Dreissena polymorpha
Lineage: Eukaryota; Metazoa; Mollusca; Bivalvia; Myida; Dreissenidae
Product: RNA-binding protein 45-like
Exons: 12
Coding region: 53-1786 (577 amino acids)
Molecular function (GO): RNA binding
Source: RefSeq, a predicted model, not a curated record
UGAAAGAGUAACAUUACCACGUGACCAACCGGAAGCUAUCUUAGACUCAAAGAUGUCGUCCAGAGACCACGUAGAAAACACGCGAUUGUUUAUUCUGUCUGGAAAAGGUGUUAAGGAAGACACCUUGAGAGAAAAAUUUGAAGCGUAUGGGAAGAUUGUAGACUUGUGGAUCGUGAAGGAUAAGCGCACAAAUGAGGAUAAAGGUGUUGUGUACAUUACAUACUCCAAAUGCUCCGAAGCAGCGCUGGCCUUGGAGGAAAUGAAUGGCAAGAUACUGGAAGGCAAUCCCAGACCUCUCAAGGUGAUCAUGGCCAAUGACAAGCGAGACGGGUCGGUGCGUGACCCCAGGGAGGAAGAGAAGCUGACACGUCUGUUUGUCAUCAUCCCGAAAUCCUUCACAGAGGAUGAUCUCACAAAUGAGUUUUCGAAAUUCGGAGAAGUCCAGUCAGUGAACGUACUCAAGGACAAGGAAACGGGCGCCCAUAAGGGCUUCGGCUUUGUUCGCUUCAACCGGCCCUAUCAUGCAGCGUUAGCCAUGGAGAACUGUGACAGAUCAUUCAAGCCAAAAUUUGCUGAGCCAAAGAAGACCCAGGAAGCACCAGACAUGUAUGACCGUGAGUCCCUGAGUCGCCGGGGUGGGGGCGGUCGGUACGAGGGGCGUGAUGAACGAUAUGAGGGCCGUGGUGACAGGAGGGGUGGAGCACCGGGGUCAUAUCCAUUUGGGGACAGGGGCCGGGAUCAGGACUUUGAUCGGGAACGCGGAUUAAAGAGAAGUCGAGAUGACUUCUAUGACAGAGAUGCACGGGAGAGACGCAACAGCAACCACCGUGAGGACUACAUCGCAGACGAUGGCAGGUCACGUUACAGCGCCCCAGUGUCACUCAUCGAGCCAAUUGCGAUGCCUGCCAGUCACAGUGUACUGGAGCUCCUGAAAGCUGAGCCGCACACCAACUGUGAGAAGCUCAUUGUCAAUGCACCCAUGGGCCUGGCCCAGAACUACCUGUACAAGCUCUUUGAUCUGGUACCUGGCCUCGAGUACUGUGACCUCAAUGAGCAAACUGGUGUGGCGUAUGUGCGUUACAAGUUGCCCCAGUGUGCUGCCUAUGCCAAGUCCAAGCUAGACCAGUUUGAGUUUCCUGCUGGGAACCGACUCGCCGUGCAGUUUGCAGACGCCCCACAGAACCACAGGUCCCCCAGUGUCAUGGCCAGUGACAGCUAUUAUAGCGCCGCGCCUGGCAGCUACAGAGGGGGAGGGGCUCCUAUGGACCUGCUGGGAGAGAACUCUAGCAGCACUGCUAUGCAGGUCCAACAGGCUGCCAAGGUGCUGGAGCAGGCAGGUAUCAACCCAGACCUUUUGCUGCAGGCCCAGUCCAUACUGAACAACCCGAUGUCCCUCAACGCCAGCCACAGCCAGUCGGCCCAAUCCCCUGACGGCCUGGAGAGGGUCACGUACUGCAACAUAAAGCUGCCCAUCUGUAAGCCCAUGCUGCCUGAGACGACUCCCUGUGAGCAGAGACUGUUCAUCGUGUGUCAGCCGGCAUCUGUACCGGAGAGGAUUCUCAGGGAUAUCUUCAGUCGGUUUGGUGGUCUGAUCGAAGUCUACUUGCUAUCUGGCCGCAACUUCGGUUAUGCCAAAUACGCUAGCAAAGAAUCAGCAUUCUCAGCCAUCAACACGAUGCAUGGCGUGACAGUGGCUGGCCAGAGGUUGAAGGUCAUUGAGGCGGAACCACAGAGGAAGGAACUUGAGGCUGACAUGGUCAAGAGACUACGGACAGAGUCACCAUAGACUCAGGUGGACACAACUGAAGACAACUGACACUUAUGACAGCGUACUGGAAUGUGACAUUGAACUGAAACUGUUGUCAAACAAGUCGGAACACUUAGACGAAUGACAAUGUUGUACCUGAAUGAAUAACUGUUUACAUACGUUAUACCUAAAGGGGGACAACUGUGUACUUACGAUUUUGAAUGACACUUAGUGUGGACCUUUUUUUAGUUUAUGAUAUGUUCGCUUUUCUGCAAUUUUUUAUUUUUGCUUUGUUGUUUUGAACCCAGAAUAAUAAGAUUGUAUGAAAAAAAAGGUGGGAAAUCUGCAUCACACAGGUCAUUCAAAAUUUAAAUUCUAGAAAGACUUGAGACCCUGUUUUAAUAAUGAUGUUCUUAGCUGACUUGCACAGUAUUUGAGCUGUGUUCUGGUGAAAACUGUGUUAAAUGCAUGUGCAUUAAAUAUUGUCCCAUACUAACUAACACAGGAACCACAUGUGAAUGAAAAAUACCAUACAAUGGGAAAGUAUAGUCCCUGAUAAGCCUGUGUAGACUGCAGAGGGUAAUCUGGGACUUCACACACAUGCAUUAAGCCCUGUUUGUCAAGAGAGUGGCUCAUUCAUGUUCUCUUACUUUAAUGACAUUUGAUCCAUCACCAGUGCAGACCUAAUGAGAACAUGCAUUAACAUGACUUGGGACACGCCUCUAGGGCUGUGUAUUGCUCAGAGUAUACAAGUAUGUGACUCUAAAUGUUCUUCUGGCAGGCUCAAUAGUUUGCAUCAAUAAUAUUAUGAGUUUAAUAAAUGCUAAUUUGCUUUGCAUAGUUGAAAGUAAUUACUCAUAUAAUGGUGUUUUAUUUUGACUUUUUGUUGUCCAUAAUAGCAUGGAAGUUUUUGCUGGUUAAUAUGGUAGUUAUUUUAAUGUAUUGAAAAUACUCUUUUUCUCAUAAUAUCAGUUGUUUGUAUUUCAAAGAACUCAAUUUAUUUUCAAGAAAUUUAGUCUAACAAUGCCUUGUUAGAAUUAAAAAAAUAAACAUUGUAAAUAGUAUCAUUUUUAAGGUUCAUUAAAGGGUGUUAGUGUGUUAAUGAUAAAAAUUAAUUGUAACGUAUCGUAGAUCAUGUAAAUGUUGUUGUGAAAUAAAGCUUAUAAAAGAAA